UAGAGCUGUCAACAUGGAGACAUCAGCUCCUGUUGUCAUGGAAACGCUUUCAUCAGACCCGUUAGGGAAGUCAGAUGAUGAUGAAGACGGUCGGAGCACCGACGACGUAGCGACGUCCGGAACGAAAGUUACGGUUAAGCGUAAAAAACAAAUUCAUCUUAAACACAGACGGGUAACGAAAAUGACUGCCCUGAUGAUAUCUGCUUCUUGCAUUUGCUGGACACCGAGCCUCCUGUACCAUGCAGACCUCACCUGGGUCACUGAUGCCCACUGGUUCGGUGUCUUCGCCAUGUGGCUGGCUUACUGUCACACAUUGGCUGAUACACUCAUCUACGCCAUAAUGAACAGACGAGUCAGAGCCGAGAUGGCCCGAAUGGCGCGUAACGCCAAAUCGCAAGUUGUCGGCAUGUGCCGGCGUUAGAUCGGUUUCAUCAACGACGGUCAAUCAAAUAACUACUAAUCUGAAAGGAACGAAGAAAUUUAGAGCGGAAAGUUAUCAUUACUUAUACCCUGAAAGAUGAAAAAACUUUGUUAAAAAGACCCAACACUGUCCUCCUUGUUUGGAUUUGAAUCUUUUUACCGAGGUUCUGAUAAG
Molecule: messenger RNA, 595 nt
Organism: Strongylocentrotus purpuratus (purple sea urchin)
Lineage: Eukaryota; Metazoa; Echinodermata; Echinoidea; Camarodonta; Strongylocentrotidae
Product: 5-hydroxytryptamine receptor 1B-like
Exons: 2
Coding region: 14-421 (135 amino acids)
Biological process (GO): G protein-coupled receptor signaling pathway
Molecular function (GO): G protein-coupled receptor activity; peptide binding
Source: RefSeq, a predicted model, not a curated record